Molecule: messenger RNA, 4184 nt
Organism: Myzus persicae (green peach aphid)
Lineage: Eukaryota; Metazoa; Arthropoda; Insecta; Hemiptera; Aphididae
Product: circadian locomoter output cycles protein kaput-like
Exons: 14
Coding region: 605-2281 (558 amino acids)
Biological process (GO): regulation of transcription by RNA polymerase II; circadian regulation of gene expression
Cellular component (GO): cytoplasm; nucleus; CLOCK-BMAL transcription complex
Molecular function (GO): protein dimerization activity; RNA polymerase II cis-regulatory region sequence-specific DNA binding; DNA-binding transcription factor activity, RNA polymerase II-specific
Source: RefSeq, a predicted model, not a curated record
GACUGGCAAUGGACCGCGGUCCUAAUAUAACAGUGUAAUGUCUCAUAUACAUGUACCUACAUGCAUCUAUAUAUUAUAUACAUUUAAUAAUCGUUUUAUUACCUACUAUGUCUAAGAUGUCUAAGAUUUUACUAUUUAUUGUUAUCGAUUACCAUUACGGCAUUACCUUAUGUUAUGGAGUAUGGACCCGGGUAUAAAUGUUUUAAUAUUAUAGGAAAUGGUUCGACUGCCGUUCCUGGUGCAUUAAAAAUCAAAACUUUUUCAUAUCAUUUUAUAUCAAUAGUUUGAUUAACUACUAACUACAACGCUCUGCCGUCAUGCGCCAGGCCGACAGGCGCCAGCAUCGAGCAUACAUAAUAGUGCCGUUUUCCGAAAACUAGUAUAGUUUACUCUGCCCAAUAUUGUUUAUUUUGUGCACUUACUAAUGAGCCCGAUUAUACACCGUGCUGCAUGUAAAAAUGUAAACCCUGUGUACCUUGGCGCCUGAAGUGACAAGUAUGACGAUGAACUGACCGAUAGAGACGAUACUAAAAGGAAAUCAAGAAACUUAAGCGAGAAGAAACGCAGGGAUCAAUUUAAUAACUUAAUCAAUGAAUUAAAUCGUAUGUUGUCCACGACCAAUAGAAAAAUGGACAAGUCCACUGUUUUGAGAACAACUAUAAAUUAUUUAAAUAAACAGAAAGAUAUAUUAUUGAGAUCAAAAGUACAUGAAAUAGACAAUGAUUGGAAGCCAGCAUUUCUAUUAAAUGAAGAAUUCACACAUAUAAUUUUAGAAGCUUUGGAUGGAUUCAUUAUAGUAUUUACAUCAUUAGGAAAGAUUCUCCAUGCAUCAGAAACUGUCACUGCUCUUCUUGGUUAUCUUCCGAAAACCAUGGAAAAUUUAUCAAUAUUUAAAAUAAUUCAUGAAGCAGAUCAUUCAUUGUUACAAGAUCGAAUUGUAGAAUCCAGACUUUCAAAGAAUUAUGAUAAUGAUCAAAUUGUGUUUUCUUGCCAUUGUAAGAGACAUGACCCUUUUAAAGAUAAAGAGGAAAUAAAUGAAAAAAAUCAAUUUGAAUUAGUGCAAUUUUUUGGUUAUUUUCAACCAAGUAGUGAAAUGUAUCAAGGGGACAAUCUUAGAACUUCGUCUCCAUUUAGUAGUGAAGAAGAUGACCAAAACCUAGUGUUUGUUGGUAUUGGCCGAAUUAUGACUCCACAGUUAUUAAAAGAAUUACCAGUUAUGGAGGAUAUAAAAAGUGAAUUCACCUCCAGACAUAGUUUAGAAUGGAAAUUUUUAUUCCUCGAUCAUAGAGGUCCGUCAAUUAUUGGCUAUAUGCCGUUUGAAGUACUAGGAACAUCUGGUUAUGAGUAUUACCAUAUCGAUGACUUAGAAGAUGUUAUAUUGUCACACCAAGCACUUAUGCUAAAAGGUGAAGGAACAUCUUGUUAUUAUCGGUUUUUAACCAAAGGUCAACAAUGGAUAUGGUUACAAUCAAGAUGCUAUAUAAGUUACCACCAAUGGAACUCAAAACCCGAAUUCAUUGUUUGUCAUCAUCAAGUCAUUAAUUAUUUUAAUGUAAUUAAAAAAGAAGGUGAGACUAAUGACGGAAGAAAAAAUAAUAAAAAAAGAUUAUGGCACAUUCCUUUAAAUGAAAUUGAACAUCAAUCAUCAAAUAGUGAUUAUGAUUCAUAUCAAAAGAGACAUUAUGAACAACCAAGUACAGACUCGCCAAAAAUGAAAAUUAGAUCCAUUGAAGAUAUUCGAAAUUCUAAUUCUGAUGGAGAGUCAUUGACAUUGGUAGAAAGUAAACAUGAUGUUUCUGAAACAUUCAACAAUUAUUUAGAAAAUGCACAAUCUUCAGUAAAAGGCUCAGUUUCUCCAUCACAGGAAAAUCUUAUUCAAGAUCAACUACAACGUAAACAAGAGCAAUUACAAAAAACAAUUGUCAAACAACAGGAAGAACUAAAGAAAAUAACUAAACAAUUAUUAAUGGCUCGAUGUGGAAUUUUGCCAACAUUUAUGGAUGAUUCUUUACAAACAUCCACACAAACUUCCGAGCAAACACCUCAACCAGAGACUUCUGUAAAUCAAAUGAUUUGUUCCAAUACUAGUGGAGAACUUUUUGAAACACGUCCAUUAAUAUCAUCUGAUGUUUUAUUAUUACAUGAACGAAAUGAACAAGUUAUGCAGCAUUCCUAUUCAUCAAAUAUAAUACAGAAUAUGGUCGAUGAGGGAGGAGGACAAUUGGAUUAUAGUUAUAGUAAUCAGUCUAAUGAUGUUCUUUUUGAACAAAGUUCUCCCUGAAAGUCAUAACAAUUUCAAAGGUACAUAGUUUAAUUUUUCUUGUAUAUUUCUUUAAUGAUUAGAUGUUAAUACAUUUGUUCAACGCUCAAUGACUUUUUAGUAUGAUAGAAUAUAAAUAACGAAGUGAGUGAUCAUUUUAUUGCAAAUUACCAAAUAUGUAUUUUUUAAAAAAAAUAAUUGUAUAAAGGGUUUUAAUUAUUAAUUCUUGAAUACUAAAUUAUCAUUUAUCUUUAGUUUUUUAAUUAUUUUUACAUUUUUUGUAAGUUAUAUACCAAGUGGACCACUGUUUUACUACAAGGUUCACAUAGGAAAAAACAAAUAUGAUUUCCUAAUAAUUAGGAGUGUAAUUAUUAUAUUUUAUAGAAAAAAUAGUAAAUUAUGAAUUCCAUAUGUGAUCUCUUAAUGAUUUUGAAACAUAAAAUCAAGAAUAUCCUUAUGAAGUUCCAUCAAUGGAUACUUCACAAACCCCCUGUCAGAAAUGUUGUGAAUUGUAUUUAUUUAAUUAAAUUUUUUCUAAUAUUUUUUUUUAUAAAUCCACAUUGCUUGUGCUUGCUGUAAAAAUAUUCCUUUACUGAUUAUACAGUAAUUGGAUUAAAAAUAAUAAUAAUAAUAAUAUCUUAGUAUGCUACAACAAUUAAUAUUUAUAUUUAGAAAAAUGCUAUUUUUUAUCCAUUCAUUGGAAACUUCAGAUAUUUAUUUUGUCAACGAGAAAACUAAUAAUUAAGUGAUCACUUAUGUUCAUUUAUACUUUUAAACCUUAAUUAUGUUUAUAACUUUUGAUUUAAAUAAUUAUUAUGUUCAUAACAUUUAAAUUCAAACAAUUUAGAAGACUUAAACUAGCUGACUGCUUAAUUGUAAAUAUUAUAUUAAACUUUUUGCUCUAAUUUCUUCAUACAUUUUUCUAAAUUUAAAUGUAACCAGCUAUAUUUUUUGUACAUAUUUAUUUAUAUAAAUUUUUUUCAAUUAUUUAGUAGGCAAAUCACGUUAUUUGAAAAAAGAUGUUCCUCUUUGUAGGUUCUGUUGUGGUUCCUUUGUUCUCGUACCUGUGUUGGUCUUUGCAGUAAUAGUUAUAAUUACAUACACAAAGACUUAUCUAUUUUGACUCUUAGGUUUUGAAAAAAUGUAUCUGUCAAUUAAACACUGUUAGUCAUAACUCACAAGUGUACAUUACUUAAUACAUGUAUUUUUUAUGAUUAACAUUGGGUGCUAUUGAAUAUUCUUAUGUUAUAAUUUUUUAUUUUAUUUAUUUGUAGUUACUUUUGUGAAUAAUAAUACAUUCAUUUUUAUACAUUAACAUUUCAUACGCCUUUUUAGUUUGUAUUAGUGACAAUACAAUAAUGUCUUAUAUAAAAUACAUACACAUUUGGACUUAAGUAUAAAAUAACCCAAGACAUUUUAAGAUUUAUAGAAUAGUAUAGGAUAUGUUUACUUGAUUUGUGUGUUUAAAUUGGUUAUUGGUUUAUAUGUAACAUAUUGGUGUGUACAGUAAAAAUCACUUAGUAGGUCACCUGAAUGAGCUGGAUAAUUUUGUUGUUAGCCAUAUAGAAAUAUAUAUAAAUACAAGUAAACAAUUCUCGUUUGUUUUUAUAAUAAUUAAUAAUUAUACAUACAAUCAUUAAAUGCAAUGUACUUUAUUUAUCAAAACUGUAAAUGCAAUAAAUAAUUUUUAUUAUGAUUCAAAGGAUAUUAAUUUUUGUAUUAUAUUAACUGAUUGGUCAUAUAUUAAAUUAUCCUAUAAUUUGAGUCUAUACAUAUAAUAUACUUUUGACUGGACUAAUAAAAAUUAAAUUAUGUGAUUUUUAUUGUAUAUAUAAGAUAUGUAGUGAUUUACAAUGUGACAUUUACUAUUUAUUUUGUGGUACCUAAUCUGUGUAUUUUAGUCAGUAAAUAAUUUUUAAUAUUU